Molecule: messenger RNA, 2052 nt
Organism: Carassius carassius (crucian carp)
Lineage: Eukaryota; Metazoa; Chordata; Actinopteri; Cypriniformes; Cyprinidae
Gene: tmx2b
Product: thioredoxin-related transmembrane protein 2b
Exons: 8
Coding region: 156-1082 (308 amino acids)
Biological process (GO): brain development
Cellular component (GO): membrane-bounded organelle
Molecular function (GO): disulfide oxidoreductase activity
Source: RefSeq, a predicted model, not a curated record
AGAGGCGGGGCGAAUUUUUCUUCGUCCGCAGUGACCUCUGUCCCUUUAAAUCGUUUAAUUCAUUUGCCGACGAUUAUUGUCUCGCAUUGAUAGCGGCGUUGAUGCGGACUCUGCUGUCUCGGAUCGUUGCAGCACUUGUUUUCUAAAAAAUAAAAAUGGCUUUAUUGACACCUCUCUUCGCGUUUCUGUAUCAUUUGCCGCAGGUUUACAAAUGGCUCCUAAAGCCAUACUACAUCGCCUCGUUAUUUAUGUCUGUCGCGUUCCUGCUGGUCCGCAAGACGCCUGGCAUCUGCGAGCAUCUUUCGACGCAGCGCGAGGAUGGAAAUUCAUGCGAUUUCGACUGGAGAGAGGUGGAGAUACUGAUGUUUUUAAGUGCUAUAGUCAUGAUGAAGAACAGAAGAGCAAUUACCAUCGAGCAGCACUUGGGCAACAUCAUCCUCUUUAGUAAAGUGGCCAAUGUGAUCCUGUUCUUCAGACUGGACAUACGCUUGGGGCUUCUCUACUUGACUUUGUGUAUUGUUUUCCUGAUGAUCUGCAAACCUCCGAUUUACAUGGGCCCUGAAUACAUCAAGUACUUCAGUGAUAAAACCAUUGAUGAUGAGUUGGAGAAGGAUAACCGAGUGACCUGGAUCGUGGAGUUUUUUGCUAACUGGUCACCAGAGUGUCAGUCUUUCGCCUCAGUCUAUGCAGAUCUGUCCUUGAAGUACAACUGUGCAGGGCUGAAAUUUGGCAAAGUGGACAUUGGUCGUUACAGUGAAGUAGCCAAAAAAUACAGGGUCAGCACCUCUCCUCUCUCAAAGCAGCUGCCCUCUCUAGUGCUCUUCCAGGGAGGAAAGGAAAUUAUGAGGCGCCCUCAAGUGGACAAAAAGGGACGGGCAGUAUCUUGGACCUUCACAGAGGAAAACAUCAUCCGAGAGUUUAACCUCAAUGAGUUGUAUCAGAAGUCAAAGAAGCUUGGGAAGGUCAAAGGAGAGAAGUUCGAGAGGCCCAGCGAAUCUGUGUUUCCCCCUGUGCCUGAAGAGGAAGAACCGGAGGCCGAGACCAUCACCGCGAUGGACACAGAGAGCAAGAAGGACAAAUAGAAAGUGCAUGCUGCUGAAGAGCACUGUGAAUCACUUUGGGACUGGAACAAAAUGAUCUAAUGUUCAGUAUGCAGGGAAAGAGUUAUAAACAGGAUGAUUGUGUUAUCGUUUCUUUUUUGUAUAACGUAUUAAAUGCAAAAUCAGUCCAAUAAUAUAGUAAAUCCUUAUAUUAAUAUGUAUUUAAAUGUCGUAAUCAUUGAUAUGCUGGACAUAGACGUCCAAACAGCUGUUAUUUGGGACAUUAUUCAGUUUAAUUUAAUCAAGUUAAACCAUUAAACAUUGGACAUCUACCUCUAAUAUUGUUGAUAAUUGUGAAGUGAUCAUUCGUAAGGGGUUAUUUUGAUGCAUAUGCAUCACAUUGGGGAGCAAACUUUAUAGAAGUUGUUUUUCUGUUGAAUUGUCACUUGUAUUGAGUUUUUUACUACUUUUCUGAGAUGGAGCUUGUUUGUGUGAUGGUACUGACUUCUAGACUGAAUUCGGUGGUCCAGAAAGAGAGGGUCUUUAAUGCCAACGGUUUAUAUUUUGAACAUUUACUAAAUCUGUAAGAGCAAGAUCUCAAGAUAAUAUUCUGUAAAAUUUAGUUGUUACUCAGUUACACAUUUAAUUUCAGAGAGAACAUACUGCUAUAAAAGUCUUGAAUGUUUUGUAUAUUAGGUUAUUAUUUGAAUUUUCUUUGUGCUGAAUGAGUUUAACAUUUUUAUUUUAAACUGACAGGCACGGAAGAAAGCUGCAGGCAGUCUUCACAUUUAGACCGUUUCCAGUCCUUUUACUUUCACUGUUGGAAGCUUUUAUUGUCAGUUUGGUUCUGUGGAAUCUUCUCAUCAAUUCCCCAACAAAAACUACUAUUGUUUUGUUUUAGUUCCCUAUUGAGUAAACCAGACUUGAUUUUCCACUAAUUUUUUAUGAAUUGAUGACUAAAAUGCAUUGAGUGGUUGUGAAAGGAUGUUUCAAUAAAACUCUUUGUUCUUCA